Messenger RNA from Clavispora lusitaniae ATCC 42720, 591 nucleotides. Its product is annotated as DNA-directed RNA polymerase III subunit. Lineage: Eukaryota; Fungi; Ascomycota; Pichiomycetes; Serinales; Metschnikowiaceae. Gene Ontology annotation, cellular component: RNA polymerase III complex. Gene Ontology annotation, biological process: DNA-templated transcription; transcription initiation at RNA polymerase III promoter. Gene Ontology annotation, molecular function: DNA-directed RNA polymerase activity; DNA binding. The record is from RefSeq and is a predicted model, not a curated record.
AUGUUCAUUCUUUCCGAGUUAUCUGACUUGAUCCGAGUCCCGCCUCUGUCGUUCAACAUCCCUGUUCAUCAUGUUCUAAAAGACGAGCUCCACAAGAAAUACUCGAACAAGGUGAUUUCAAACUUGGGCUUGGCCGUUUCUGUGUGGGACAUUAGUGACAUCAAAGACGGGCUUCUCAAACCGGGCGACGGCGGAGCGUAUGUGGAAGUGCGGUUCCGGAUCAUCGUAUGGAAGCCUUUUGUUGGCGAAAUCUUGACUGGCUGGGUUGCCGACUGCUCGGCAGAGGGAAUCAAGGUUCGCAUGGGGUUUUUCGACGAUAUUUUCAUUCCCAAAGACUACAUCUUCGAAAGCUGCACGUUCUCGCCCGCAGAGAAGGCGUGGGUGUGGCAGAUGGACGAGGAAACAAAGUUGUACAUUGAUGUGAACGAGAAGAUCCGCUUCCGGGUCGAGGAAGAGGUGUUUGUCAAUGUCAAGCCAAAGACAAGUUCCGAGGCUUUAGGGCUUGAAGAACAAACGAACAAGGCUCCGCCAUAUGCGUUGAUAGCAUCGUGCCAGACCGACGGAAUGGGCUGUGUCUCUUGGUGGGACUAA